CAGCUCCUCAAGCCUCGAAGCGCAUCACUGGCGUAGCCCCAGAUCUGAUCGAUCCUCCUGGGAAUCGGAGGCUUCCCUUCUCGAAAGCUCCCGGUCCCCGGUGUCCCAGAGGUCGACGGAUGCAGAAAGACGCCCCCAUGGACGGGGAGGACUGGCAGAUGCGCGAUGCCGCAGGAUCCAACGGUGUUGCAGGGCCCCAGCCUCCUCCAGAUCAGGGCCCCUCAGUCAACGGCACUACUUCCUCCGACGAGGAGUAUGACGAAGGCUAUGAUGAGGAAUAUGAGGACUCAGAGGACGCCACUGUCGUAUCUCAGCUGCGCCGUCGUGGUCAACUUCCAACAGGAUGUUGUUAUGAUGAUCGGAUGAAGCUGCACUGUAACGCCGACUUUACCUCUCAUCCUCACCACCCGGAGGACCCACGUCGCAUAGAGGAGAUCAUCAAGGCUUUCAAGAAAGCUGGUUUGCUCUACACAGGGCCCGAAGCCAAUGUUGCCAAAAUUGUCCAACACACCCCGACAAAGUACAUGUGGCGCAUCGCGGCCCGCGAGGCCGCCAAGGAAGAGAUUCUCCUCGCGCAUACUCCAGACCACUAUGCCUGGGUAGAGAACCUGUCGACCAUGUCCUACACCGAACUUCGUGCCCUCAGUGUCGAGCUCGACAAGGGCCGUGCCUCUCUCUACGUCGGCAGUCUUUCCUUUCCGGCAGCACUGCUGUCGUGUGGAGGCGCCAUCGACACAUGCAAGCAGGUUGUCGAAAGCAAUGUCAAGAACGCCUUCGCUGUCAUCCGGCCGCCAGGACACCAUGCCGAGUACGAUCAGUCCCUUGGAUUUUGUUUCUUCAACAACGUCCCAGUUGCUGUCAAGGUCUGCCAGCAGGAAUACCCCGAAAUCUGCCGCAAGGUCCUCGUGCUCGACUGGGACGUUCACCAUGGCAACGGCAUUCAAAACAUCUUUUACCAAGAUCCAAAUGUUCUCUACAUAUCCAUACACGUCUAUGAGAAUGGCCAGUUUUACCCCGGCCAGCCUGAAAACCCCAUGGUACCGGAUGGUGGUAUGGAGCAUUGCGGUACUGGUCCUGGUCUCGGCAAGAACAUCAACAUUGGCUGGCACGCGCAAGGCAUGGGCGACGGCGAAUACAUGGCUGCCUUCCAGAAGAUCAUCAUGCCCAUCGCAAAGGAAUUUAACCCUGAUCUCGUAGUCAUCUCGGCAGGUUUCGAUGCCGCUGACGGCGACGAGCUCGGUGGCUGCUUCGUUACGCCCCCGUGCUACGCCCACAUGACGCACAUGCUCAUGUCUCUCGCCGACGGCAAGCUUGCCGUGUGUCUCGAAGGUGGCUACAAUCUACGGGCGAUAUCAACAUCCGCCGUCGCCGUCGCCCGGACGCUCAUGGGCGAACCGCCCCCUAGAAUGGAGAUCCCCAAGAUCAACCGGGAUGCGGCGAGAGUCUUGGCCACGGUGCAAGCAUACCAAGCGCCGUACUGGGAAUGCAUGCGGCCCGGCAUCGUCAAUGUGGCUGAUAUCCAGGACCAGCAUGCGACGCGCUUGCACGACCACGUUAGACUCGGACAGCGGCAGGACCUCGCGACGCGUCACAACAUGAUCCCGCUUUACAUCCAGCGAGACGUACUUUUCAAGGCGUAUGAGAACCAAGUGCUGGUGACGCCAAACUUGCAAGAAACAGAACGUCUUCUGGUUAUUCUGCAUGACCCGCCGCAACUGGUUGCCCAACCUGAUUCUCAUGACAACCAUCUGGAGUCUCACAACGCGUGGAUUGUUGAUCCGGUCGUCGAGUACAUCGACUGGGCAGUAAGCCAGGGUUUCGGCGUCAUGGACAUCAAUGUCCCAGCCUCGUUGCCUCAAGAAGAAGACACGGAUGCUUUUAUUCCCCGCUCGCCAGAGAAGAUCAUGCAAGCCCAAUUGCAGGAGUUGGUCUGCUAUCUGUGGGACAAUUACAUCCAGCUUUACGAGAACGCUACAGAGAUCUUCUUGAUGGGUGUAGGUAAUGCCUACCUGGGAGUCAAGGUCCUCCUCAUGGGCAGAGAUUGUAAGCCGCGCAUCACAGGUGUUGUCAACUUUGUCACGGGCACGCUCCGUCCCGUCAAGUCAGACGUGGAUCCAGAUCUGUCAGCCUGGUACAAGGAGCACUCACAGGUGUACAUAGCGAGCGACCAUUUGUGCUGGAAGAGCGAGGACUUGACGCGAAAGGUGCAGAAGCGGCGAUUCGGCUCGGUCAAGCGGAGCCCGACCAACGGCCUCAGUAAGAUGAUGCAGCUCCACGCGGAAGACGUCCAAGCCUGGAUCUUGCAAGCCAUUGCCAGCAACAAACCUGAGACGACAGACGACGAGAAGAUGUCAUGAGCUAGAGGUAGAGAGUCGAGAUUGGAGAUUGGAGAGAAUCUCGCUGCAAGUGGAAUGUGGCCAGGCGAUGGAGUUGGUUUGCGAUGUCAUUUCUGCACUAUGAGGGGGGAUGGGUAGUUUGUGCGUAUACACCUAUUGGCUUCCGUCAAGCAUUUCGUCAUGGAAUUGACUGAGGCUUUCUAAGA
This is a messenger RNA of Verticillium dahliae VdLs.17, 2542 nucleotides long. RefSeq names its product histone deacetylase clr3. Gene Ontology annotation, biological process: chromatin organization. Lineage: Eukaryota; Fungi; Ascomycota; Sordariomycetes; Glomerellales; Plectosphaerellaceae. Gene Ontology annotation, molecular function: histone deacetylase activity. The transcript is spliced from 5 exons. Gene Ontology annotation, cellular component: histone deacetylase complex. The record is from RefSeq and is a predicted model, not a curated record. Bases 138 to 2357 code for a protein of 739 amino acids.